AUGUUACGGAAGUCCUGCCUGCUUACUCUGGAAUAUAUACACGUGCUUGGGAUUGUCUAUAGCGACCUUAAGCCUGAGAAUGUCCUCGUGAGGGAUGAUGGAAAUGUAAUGCUCUCAGAUUUUGAUCUUUCACUUCGUUGCGCUGUCAGUCCAACUAUGGUCAAGACUCCAUCCUUGGAGUCGGAACCCUUGAGUAAAAAUUCUCUGUAUUGCGUCCAACCAGCUUGCAUUGAACCUGCCUGCAUUCAGCCAUCAUGUGUUACACCAACAACAUGCUUCUCUCCCCGUCUCUUUUCUAGCAAAUCCAAGAACCCAAAAAUGAAAUUGGAAAACAAGUUACCCCAUUGUCCGAGCUGA
Fraxinus pennsylvanica is the source of this 357-nucleotide messenger RNA. The record is from the annotation of a GenBank genome assembly. NCBI's taxonomy places the organism in Eukaryota, Viridiplantae, Streptophyta, Magnoliopsida, Lamiales, Oleaceae.